Drosophila subpulchrella is the source of this 1424-nucleotide messenger RNA. RefSeq lists its product as uncharacterized. The record is from RefSeq and is a predicted model, not a curated record. The coding region runs from base 69 to 1325 and encodes 418 amino acids. The transcript is spliced from 6 exons. Lineage: Eukaryota; Metazoa; Arthropoda; Insecta; Diptera; Drosophilidae.
UCGACAGUUGACCGGGCUGCAGUCGAUCUAAUAGAACGCUCGUUGCCUAUUAAGGAAAAAGAUUCAACAUGACUGAGGCUACUAAAUCGAAUGGAUCCCUUGAGGUGCCAGCCGAAAACCUGCCAAAAUGGUUGCCAAACAUCACCCUAGAAAAGGCUGUUCAGGCCCAGAUAGGGGACUUUGCGAAGAUCAUAUCGGUUACCCCCAUAAAGGGCAGCAGCGAGGGUGAGAACUAUUCAUCCCAGUUCCUGCGACUGCUGGUUGAAGUGGAACUCAUAGAUCACAGUACCAAGAGCCUUUCCUUUGUCCUGAAGGCCCAGCAUGAUAAUGAGGUUAUGGCCGCCAUUCUGGCCAGGUUGAAGCUCUUCCACAAAGAGGAACUUAUGUACCACAGCAUUCUGCCCAAGUUCGAGAAGCUCUAUGCGGAUAUUGGCAAGCCGAUUCAGUUUGCUCCUCAGGCAUUCAAGGUGGAUCGUGACCUUGGAGUGGACUAUAUUCUGCUGGAGGAUUUGCACCGCAAGAACUUCAAGAACGCCAAUCGCCUGACCGGCCUGGACCUAGAUCACAUGCAGAAGGUCCUUGAGAAACUAGCCGCCUUCCAUGCGGCAUCCGCCUGCUAUGUGGAGCACCACGGACUCUUUGGGGAGGAGUUCACGGUGGGAGUGUUCAGUGAGGCCAACCGCCAGCUGCUGCAGGAGUUCAAUGCCUCCGGUGCCUUUUUGGCCCAGCUCAAGAAGUGGAAGAAUGCCCAGAAGAUCUACGAGAAGUUGGCUGAUAGCGACGACUAUUUGGUAGAUCGCCUGCUGCAGGAUCAGCAGUACAAUGCCAGGGAAUUCAAUGUGCUCAACCAUGGAGACUGUUGGGCCAAUAACAUAAUGUUCCAGCACGAUGCCUUUGGAACCAUUAAGGAGACCCUGUUCGUGGACUUCCAAGUGGGAAAGUACGGAAGUCCAGCCAAUGAUCUGUACUACCUGAUCUUGUCUUCGGCUGCCCCCGAACUGAAGACCGCCAAGUUCGACUACUUGGUGCGCUACUAUUUCGAUAAUCUGAUCGAGAAUCUGAAGCUGCUGCAAUACCACCGACCACUGCCCAAGUUGAAGAACCUGCAUGCAGCCCUUUUCCGCAACGGAUUGGCUGCUUAUAUGGUGGUGUCCAAGGUGCUGCCCGUUGUCAUGCUGGACAAGACCAACAACGCCAAUCUGGAGAGCUACAUGAGCGACGAGUCCAAAAUGAAGAACGCCAUGUUCACCAACCCGAAAUAUGUCCAGGUGAUGACGGAGGUGCUGCCAUGGUUGGACAACCGCGGGUUGCUCGACUGGAAGUGAUUACCCCCCAAAUGACAUAAUGAUGGAUUCGUAAUAUAAUAAUGCUUAUUAAAUGGCGUCAUCUACAAAUUUCAAGGGGAGGUUAAUAAAUGACUAAUU